Capsicum annuum is the source of this 642-nucleotide messenger RNA. RefSeq names its product protein FAR-RED IMPAIRED RESPONSE 1-like. The transcript has a single exon. The record is from RefSeq and is a predicted model, not a curated record. Gene Ontology annotation, biological process: regulation of DNA-templated transcription. The coding region runs from base 1 to 642 and encodes 213 amino acids. NCBI's taxonomy places the organism in Eukaryota, Viridiplantae, Streptophyta, Magnoliopsida, Solanales, Solanaceae. Gene Ontology annotation, molecular function: zinc ion binding.
AUGCAUGCCUUCUUUGAUGGCUACAUUAGCGGUCGAAGCUCUCUAAAGCAGUUUGUUGAGCAAUAUGAGGUUGCUCUCAGGUUUAAAUACGAGAAGGGAUUGGAGAGCCAAACCAGCAAAAGAAAACAUCUUGUACGACCUACCAUCGUAUCCGACUGGGAUAUGCAGAUAUAUGGCCACUACACCUGCGCUAUUUAUGAUUUCUUUAGGGUGCAUGUUGUAAGGCUACCACACUGUGAAAUUGAAAGACAUGUCGAUUUCAAUGCGGUGGAGGGAGUUGAGGUAUAUAACGUGACAGACUGUUCCAUACAAAGUGAUUAUCACGGUGAUAAUUUUGUCUUCACCGUGGAGUACCGUCCCGCCAAUCAAUAUAUUGAAUGCAAUUGCAAGACCUUCGAAAGUGAAGGGAUUGCGUGCUGCCACAUUAUGAGGACGAUGACUUUCAAAAAGAUUCGUCUGUUUCACGAUAGAUAUAUACUUCGCUGUUGGAGGAGAGACAUAGUCCGUCCACAUCUAAGUAAAUUCUUUCCAGGAGGGUACCCAACAAUGACAGACGAGUAUCGAGUGUACAAUGGGAUCAAGAAAUGGCUUGAUAGAAACUGCGACCUCGUAUUGGACUGUCCCAUUAGACGCAGGACCUGA